Messenger RNA from Staurois parvus, 469 nucleotides. Lineage: Eukaryota; Metazoa; Chordata; Amphibia; Anura; Ranidae. The record is from the annotation of a GenBank genome assembly.
GCGGGCACUGGGUCAGACAUUGGAUCGUCUGACUGGACAGCGGGCACUGGGUCACCAGGCAUCAGGUCAUUUGGCUCGACAGCGGGCACCGCGUCAUCCGGCAAGGCAGUGGGCUCCGAGUCAACUGGUAUGACCGCGGGCACUGGGUCAGACAUUGGAUCGUCUGACUGGACAGCGGGCACUGGGUCACCAGGCAUCAGGUCAUUUGGCUCGACAGCGGGCACCGCGUCAUCUGGCAAGGCAGUGGGCACCGGGUCACCAGGCAUUGGAUCUUCUGGCUCGACAGCGGGCAUCGGGUCACCAGGCAUCAGGUCAUUUUGGCUUGCCAGCGGGCACCGCGUCAUCUGGCAAGGCAGUGGGCACCGGGUCACCAGGUAUGACAGCGGGCUCUGAGUCAAUUGGCACGACAGCGGGCACUGUAUCAGGUACCGGAUCAUCUGGAUCAACAGCGGGCAUCGAGUCAACUGGC